This is a messenger RNA of Betta splendens (Siamese fighting fish), 2053 nucleotides long. RefSeq names its product DEK proto-oncogene (gene dek). NCBI's taxonomy places the organism in Eukaryota, Metazoa, Chordata, Actinopteri, Anabantiformes, Osphronemidae. Gene Ontology annotation, biological process: chromatin organization; regulation of double-strand break repair. Gene Ontology annotation, molecular function: histone binding; DNA binding. Gene Ontology annotation, cellular component: nucleus. The coding region runs from base 327 to 1643 and encodes 438 amino acids. The transcript has 12 exons. The record is from RefSeq and is a predicted model, not a curated record.
AGCUGAGAGCAAGCGUCACUAACGUUACUGGAGCUAACGUCAAUGUUAGCGAGCAGCGGCUGGCAACAACAACGAAAGUGGCACAUGGCGUAAAACCUCUACGUGACCUGCGAACACCUGCGGGCGCCGAGGCCAGUGUCGAACUGUAGUGUAUGUGCGAGUCUGGCGAGCUAACGAGGCGCAGCAGCUAACGGCUUUGAAAUGCGUAGUGUAAAGUCACAGCGCGCCAAGUGGCACAGACGCGUGUAGUGGAGCAUCUACGCACAACACAGCUCGGGUCCGAGCAGUAAAAGCUGUGGACGGGUCAGAGGGGUUGCAGUGCCGCUAUGAGUGAGGGGAUGGACAGUUCCGCAGUGUCAGAGGGAAAAGUGGAGGACCAGCAGAACACAUCACAGGAAGAGCAGUCGAGCCACAAUAGGAGCAGCAACAAAAUAUCUGCUGUAGGGGAAAUCCUUGAGGGAAAGCGAGCAAAGAAAUGUGUUGAGAGGCUUGAUUUACAGGCACCCAAACCAAAAGAGAAGCUUAAAUUUGGAGAUGGUAGCGGGGAGAAAUUGGGAGACAUUCCACGUAUAAGCUUCCAGAUCAACAAGAUGAAACCAGCUGAUCUGAAACCUCUGCACGCCAUUGUGUUUGACAGACCAGGAAAGAUCGCCAGGUUGAAGAAGAACUUGCGACUCUUUAAUGGCUUCUCUUUUGAUGCAGAAAGUGAACAGUUCAUUAAGAGACGUGAAAAACUUCUCAAGAAUACACAUUUCACCAACUCUAAACUGAAAGUUGUCUGUGGUGUAUUGGAUCUGGAGAAAAAAGGAACUCACCUGGAUCUCAUCGACAAGAUCCUGAAUUUCCUCAUUGCACCAAAAAGCAGCGGAAAGCGUGUGCCUGUAAAGAAGAAGAGGAAAUCGAAGAAAAAAUUGUCUGACGAUUUAAGUACAAAAACCAAAAAAAAGAGCAAAUCUAAACAGAGCAGCUCGUCAUCUAAUCCUAAAAAAUCUAAAACCGCAAGCAAGUCCAAAGCCAUAGUUAUGGAUUCCAGUAGCGACGAUGAGGAAGAGGAAGACGAGAAAGCUGGGGCUUCAGCUGAAGCAGAGGGAUCGGAUGCAGAUGAGAAACAGUCAGAGAAAGAAGGGGAACAGUCUGACAAGUCAGAGCAGUCUGAGAAGGAGAGUGAAGAGUCUCCCAAAUCAAAUUCCAGCAAAGGCAAAUCUGUACCCAGGAAAUCUGCGGUAGUAAAACGACAGAGUACACCAGCCAAGAAGACGGGUCCUCCUAAAAAGAGAGCGAGAAAAGACCUUUCAGAAGAGUCUGAGUCGGAGGUCAACAGUGAAGCUGACGAGAAGCCCAAAAGAAAGAAAUCUGCUAAACCGGCUGCCAAGACAAAGAAAGCUGAUAGCAGCAGCAAUAGCAAAAACACAAACACAGCAGAAGACAGUUCAGACGACGACGAGCCGCUCAUCAUGAUGAUAAAGAAAGCACCGAGUGACGAGCAGCUGAAGGAGACGGUGCAGAGUCUGUUGAAGGAGGCAAAUCUGGAGGAGAUGACGAUGAAACAAAUCUGCCAGAGGGUGUACGACACCUUUCCAAACCACGACCUGACCAGCAGGAAGGACUUCAUUAAACAGACCGUUAAAUCUCUCAUCACGUGAAGAUGACACAUACUUCGAGGGAAAACAUCAGCUGAUCAGACUGAAAAGCUUUUUCACUAGUCUCAUGUUUAUGUUUAAUUUCUAGAUUUUCAGAUUAACUGAAGCGGUUUCAUCGUCUGAAGGACCGAGGAGUUCUAAUGAUUCGUAAUUUGAUUCAUUUAUUACUUUCAUUUCAGGUAACUGAAAUUGUUUGUUUCAGAAGUGAUUGUUUGAGGUAAAGAAGCAGUGAUUUAGAUGUUAAAACCUUUCAUCUAAAACAUUACAUUCAUUUUUGAAUUAAUGUGUAAAUACGUUUUUAAUAACAAAGUUUCUGAUUAAUAUACAUUUUGGCUCUUACUGUUCUUUUAAAACCUUUUGGAUUGUGCCCAAUCAUUUACUUAUCGAUUAAAAUUCUUCCCUUUUGAACUAAA